Effrenium voratum is the source of this 3012-nucleotide messenger RNA. The record is from the annotation of a GenBank genome assembly. NCBI's taxonomy places the organism in Eukaryota, Dinophyceae, Suessiales, Symbiodiniaceae.
AUGGCGCUCGAGAUGCACGUCCGGAGCCGCAAGCCCUUCAAGCCGCCCCCACGCGAACAAAGUGCCACACACCAACCUGACGCCGAAGCCGCAGGCCGAGGAGACGACGACUCGCACAGCUCAGGCACCAAAGACGCAGAGUCCACGGCAGGCGCUAGCGAGGUGUCAUCCCAAAGCGCCGCAACUGGCCGCAGCACCCCACGGCGCCAAAAGCGAUGGGCGGGUGCCAGCGACCGCGCGAAGCCCAGGAUCAAAGAGCUUCGCCAGCAAAAGGAGCAGGCCAACGGCCAGCAGAGGCACAGCUUUGGCGAGGAUGGGGUGCCAGCCUGGCAGCGGCUGCACGACGAGCACCGGCAGAAGACGGCAAGGAAGGUGGAACGCGAAGAGGAGCAUCGCCGAGCUUGUGAGGAAGAGGCCAGGAUGCUCUUGCAGGAGAUCAUUCCGCACGAGCGGCUGCCGCAAGACAAGAUCGACGAGAUCACGCGACGGCUGUACACGGAGCGACUGGAGAAGAUGACCUUGAAGAAGGAGAAGGCGGCAAAGGAGAAUGACAGGUCCUUGGCCCAGAUGUUGGCGCAGAAGACGGAGAGCACCAGCAACGUGUUCAGGGGCGUGGCACUGUACGAGAGCUUUAUGAAGCGGAUGGCGUGCAGAGCCGAAGCGCAGACGAGGUCCGUGCCUGAGACGCCUGAGACGCCGAAGCGAGCGGCGAGCCUGGGCCACGCGGGGAAGAUGCACCGCUGGGCGGCGGAGAAGGCGCAGCGCCUGGUGCGCCAGCGCGAGGAGCAGUUGGCGCAGCUGGAGGCGCAGCUGAAGCAAGACUCCGUCCACCAAGGCGGAGGCAAGACCACCCGCCACGAGCAGCUUUACCAAGACCACGCUCAGCGGGUGAAGCGCCUUGAGGAAGCUCAAGCGAAGGAUAUGGUGAAAGACCAUGACCAGAAAGUGCGAGUGGGAUCAAUGCCUGAGCACUGCAUCCACCUUUACCAAGAUGCUCGGAGGCGCACCGAAAGCCUGGAGGUCAGAAAGCAACAGCACGAGGAGCAGCAGGCGGAAGAGCUUCGAUCUCAAUCCGUUCAUGCCGCCGCCCGAAGCAAAGCAUGGACGGCCAAGCUGCAAGAGGAGGCUACUCAGCGCAUUGCGCGGCCAAAGCGGAAGCGCUUGGCGCCUGCGCCCUCGACGCAACCGGAGCCAUGCACAGAGGCCAGGGGUGACGCCAGAAGCGUCACGCCACCGAAGGUCUCCGGCCACAACGCCACGCCCAGCACUCCCCGCACGCCCCGCAGGGCUCCGAGGCCUGACACGGCUGAAGCCAUUGGCAGGGAGUUGCAGGGGGCCGCAGCAACACCUCCCAGGACGCAGAGCUCCGGCACGAGGAGGUCCGUCCAAUCGGUUUCACCCUGCCAAAGGCAGAGCACCCCGCGUGCCUCGAGCCAAUCCAGCGCCAGCCGAGCUGCGGCAAAAGGCGCGGUAUGUGCAUGGGCGAUCUGCUGGCAGCUCGACCACCACAGGCUUCGUGGCUUGACUUGGAGCUUCAACGGUGCAGCCUGGGUGAGGGAGUGGUGCAUCUUUGGCAGCAGGCUGAAUCUUGCGGACAAUGCCGUGGAUGCAGCGACUGUGGAGGUGCUGCUGGACGCAGCAGCCUUGAGCCCCGCGUGCCCAGAGGAGCUGGAGCUGCUGCCCAACCCCUGCGGAAGCCGUGUUGUCGCCAAGCUUUUGCACCAUUUGGCGCCUUGGCGGACCAUUUCCUUGAAGGGCACAUCACCAGAGGUGGCGGAAGUGGCGCAGCUGCUGAGCAGUUUCGGGGAGUCGCGACAAGCCUUCAGAGUUCGUCCUCUCCCUCGGCAACACACUCAAAGUGCCGCCAGGGCAUUGGGAACUUCUGGGCGAUGCCCUGAAGGUGGCAACGUGCCCCGUCACGCAACUGCCGGGAGCCGCGAGGCCCGGCACUGCGCCUUUCCGGCGCUUGGGGGGAUGCGGCGGGAUUCUGUACUUGGAGUUCAGAGACUGCGACCUCAGUCAAGCCUUCUUCCGGGUGCCACGCGCCAUCACGCCCGAGAACGUCGAGCAAAGUCGGCCAGACGCGAAUGGAGCGUCAAGGCCGCUGAGAGGAUGCCGUCGGCCAAGUCCCUGGCAACACGUGCGCGCUCCGCGGCCGGAGAGGAUGCAGUGAGGACACCCUCCAGUCGGGCUCCAUUCCGCCCAGCACCGCGGGUCGCAGACAAGUGCCAAGGAGCCACGGAGGCACCGGCAAGCGAGCCGAGUAGCCCUCGGUCAGGUGCUCGGUGUCCGCACAGGCCUGUGCCUCCACUUCGAGUUUGCCGCGAGGAGAACUUCACGCCUCUGUUCGAGCGGCACGAGCACGUGGACUUGCAGGCAAGCUCCGUCCUCCGCGAGCUGCGGAAUGUGCAAGGCCUUCGACUUCUUCAAUGUGGCCUGACUGAUGGCUGGCUGGCCAAGCUGGGCCACAGCGGGAGCUCCAAGUGGAGCGGUGUGCGGAUGCUGGACCUCAGGUGCAACCAGCUAACAUCAGCCAGCAGCUCUGCGCUGGCAAGUGUGGUUUCCGGGGGCCUCCAGGCGCUGGUUCUGGAUGGCAAUCGCUUGCAGUCGGUGGGCUUUAAGGCGAUAUGCACUGCUUUGACCGGGAAGAAGUGCGCCCUCAGGUGGCUAUCUGUGGCCAACAACGACCUGACCCAUCCCUCAGGCUCCGCGGCAGCUGAAGUCCUCGGCUCUGCCUGCCCGCUACAGGAGCUAAGCUUGGCCAUGAACCCCAAGAUCAGCAGUGGCGAAAUUUGCACCCUGCUGCGGGCCGCAGCACGAUCGCAGGCUCACCUCUAUCUCGACUUGGCGCAAACUGGCGCGGCAGCACAGGUGCUGCCAUUUGCAGCAAAGGCAUUGGCAAGAUGCGAAGGCCUGGUCAUCGAUUUGAGCGGCUGCCCAGCCAUUGCAGAGGGCAGCGCAGAGGGGCCAAACCUUGAGCGCUUCUUGGCGGAUCAGCGGCUGCUGCUUUGA